AAUAAAUGGUCUGGAAAAUAACUUGUGAGAAAAUCUUAUGAUGCGAGAGUAAAGAAGUUUGGUAAAGAUAUUAAAAUGUGUUACAUUGACACAUGAGUAAACUGCAAAAGAAAAGAAGAAAAUAUAUAUCUCGACGGUGACAGAUUCUUGAUUUCUGCCUACCAUGAAGACGAAGCAUUCUCCGGGGAAAGAUGAUCCGAUCCUCGGCUUCUGCGAGGCAACGUCCGAGUCUCGAGAGUCAGCACUCUUCUUUCUCGAAGGCUUCAGCUGGGAUCUCGAUAACGCCGUCUCUGGUUUUCUCCAAGGCCACCUUCCUCCGGUCAAAAAGCCGCCGUUGCAGCGAUCUCGAUCUCGAUCUCCCUCGAGGCGGAUAUACUCUACUACUACUACUACUUCUGGCUUGAAAUCAAAAUACAAGAUGGACGCAGAUGAGAUCUCCAAAACUAGAGAGCCUAUUAGAGUUGCCGAGGAUGCAUCUCAUGUUGAUAGAUCCCACGGAGAAAAAAAAGGUGUCUUUUACGCCUGAUCCUGUGAAUCAUCAUGAGUUUGAAGAAGACGCGACUUAUUGAUGUAUAAAACCUUUGAUGUUUUAUCCAGCAAACUUUCUCUUACAAGGUUAACAUACUAGACAAGCCAUACAAGACUUUUUUUCUUUCUAUUUGAUUAUUAUUAUUCUGCUCUACUCUAAAGUUAU
This is a messenger RNA of Thlaspi arvense, 694 nucleotides long. The record is from the annotation of a GenBank genome assembly. Lineage: Eukaryota; Viridiplantae; Streptophyta; Magnoliopsida; Brassicales; Brassicaceae.